AUGACUCGGCACAUAUAUCUAUAUCGAUAUCUAUAUGCCUAUAUCUAUCUAUCUAUCUAUCUAUCUAUCUAUCUAUCUAUCUAUCUAUCUAUCUAUCGGCGGAUAUGCAAUAUAAUUGGCCCUUUCUUUCUUUCUUUCUUUCUUUCUUUCUUUCUUUCUUUCUUUCUUUCUUUCUUUCUUUCUUUUUCUACUUAUUCCCUGCUCCUGAUCUUUUCAUUAUUGUACACUCUUUUGAUUUUCCUUUCUUUCUUUUUCUUUCUGUACCAAUCCAGUUCUUUCCGAUAUAUCCGCUUUUUAUUUGUCUACAUUCUUUCUUUCUUUCUUUCUUUCUUUCUUUCUUUCUUUCUUUCUUUCUUUCUUUCUUUUGCUUGCUUAUUCUAUUCUAUCUUACUUUUACUUUCUUUUUUCUCCGUCUUUCUUGUUCUUUCCAUUAUUUAUUUCCUUUCUUUCUUUCUUUCUUUCUUUCUUUCUUUCUUUCUUUCUUUCUUUCUGCCUGACAACUCGACAGCUCGUGUCGUUACAUGUCCAAAUAACUAUCUAUCUAUCGAUGUAACUCUAUCUAUCUAUCUAUCUAUCUAUCUAUCUAUCUAUCUAUCUAUCUAUCUAUCUAUCUAUCUAUCUAUCUAA
Acanthosepion pharaonis is the source of this 627-nucleotide messenger RNA. NCBI's taxonomy places the organism in Eukaryota, Metazoa, Mollusca, Cephalopoda, Sepiida, Sepiidae. The record is from the annotation of a GenBank genome assembly.